Messenger RNA from Thalassophryne amazonica, 960 nucleotides. RefSeq names its product cysteine/serine-rich nuclear protein 2-like. The transcript has 5 exons. Gene Ontology annotation, cellular component: nucleus. NCBI's taxonomy places the organism in Eukaryota, Metazoa, Chordata, Actinopteri, Batrachoidiformes, Batrachoididae. Gene Ontology annotation, molecular function: DNA-binding transcription factor activity, RNA polymerase II-specific; sequence-specific DNA binding. Gene Ontology annotation, biological process: regulation of transcription by RNA polymerase II. The coding region runs from base 1 to 960 and encodes 319 amino acids. The record is from RefSeq and is a predicted model, not a curated record.
AUGGAACUCCCUGGACAGCACAUGGCAAUGCAGCAGUGGAAACAGCACCUUCCACACCAUGAAGACUCUCCGUCUGAGCCCGUCAUGAAGACAGCAAGCCAUCAAAUCGAUGAGGGCCAAGUUCUUACUAUUCCACACACCGUCACCAUGAGUGGGCAAGUUAAGAGGAAAUUUGAGGAGGUGACUGAGAACCCAGCAAUGCCCAUUCUUAAGAGGUCCAAGAAGAAACGGCAAACCAAUGUGACCUUUGGUCAGGUGACGACGUUCUCCUUCCCACGGUGUCAGGGCUUCACUGGAGUUCCACAGAAAGGAGGCUGCACCCUGGGAAUGAUGCCACACCACAGCGACCAACAAACCUAUUCAGUCACCGAGUAUGACGAGAAGCUGGUUUCCCGACGCCGGAAAAUAAUCUUGAAUGGACUCAAGCAAGUCGAGCGACAGGGGCAUCUGCCAGAGCUGACUAAGAAAGAACGCCGACAGUGCAGGUUUGCUGAUCAGCUCAAGAGUAUUCCUCAGAGUGCUGUCAACAGGAAGGCCAUAAACUGGGAGAAGCGCUUGAUUCCCCGGAAGUUCACACCUGAGGGCCGUUACGCGCUGCUUAAAGCAGCUGGUGUAGAGCACAUCGACGUGGAGGAGGAGAUGCAGCUCCAGAACCUGAGGAUCUCCAGGCAGAACCGUGGCUGUGACUGCAAGGGCGUCUGCGAUCCUGCAACCUGCAGCUGCAGCCUGGCCGGCAUCAAAUGUCACGUAAAACGUACCACAUUGAUUUGUGGCUGCACUGAAGACAGCUGUGGAAACACCCAAGGUCGCAUCCAGUCCAACCCCAAAAGGGUGCUCGCCCAUCGCUGGAGGACCCUGCUGAGACUGGAGUCUGAGAAAGAGGAGGAGGACGCCGCUGAAGACACCAGACGCUCCCUACAGCCACCCUGGACCAACACAGACUUUCACUGGGUUUUUUAA